This is a messenger RNA of Lucilia cuprina (Australian sheep blowfly), 874 nucleotides long. Its product is annotated as trypsin beta. Bases 57 to 806 code for a protein of 249 amino acids. The transcript has 2 exons. Lineage: Eukaryota; Metazoa; Arthropoda; Insecta; Diptera; Calliphoridae. Gene Ontology annotation, molecular function: serine-type endopeptidase activity. The record is from RefSeq and is a predicted model, not a curated record. Gene Ontology annotation, biological process: proteolysis.
AAAAUUGUACUUGAAGACUUAGAACCCAAUUAAAAAUUAGUAGCAAAUAAAACACGAUGGGGUCUGCACGUUUAAUACUUUCACUUAUAGGAAUUUUUAUCAUUUCUACAUUGGCACAACCCACUUCUCGAAUUUGGGGUGGAGAAGAAGCUUCCAAAAAUGGUUUCGGAUAUGUGGCUUCCGUGAGAUUGGAUGGCGCCCAUAUUUGUGGCGGUUCAAUUAUUGGAAAAAGAUCCAUUUUAACGGCAGCACAUUGUGUCGUUGAAAAUAAUAAAACAGUUUCUCAAAAUCGUUUGGCUGUACGUGUUGGAAGUACAAACCAAUUUUCUGGUGGUAAACUGUAUUAUAUUUCUGGUGUCUCAGUACAUCCUAAUUACGGCGGCGUUAAAAAUGAUAUUGCAGUUUUGACAUUAGAAUUGACUUUAGAAUGGACGGAUCGCAUUGCUAUGAUAGAUAUAGCUACCUCUUCCACAGACGAACCUACUGCCGGUGAAUCAGUUAAGGUGGCUGGAUGGGGUGAUCAAUCAUCUGACGUAUCAUCACAUAAACUUCACACAAUAUCAUUUGAUAUUGCCACUGAGGAGGUGUGCGAGGAUGCUUUUAGUGGAAAGGAAAAUUCUACAAUUUGCUUAGCGCAUGAUUUAAAGAAGGGAAGUUGUAUCGGCGACGCUGGCAAUGGUGCUGUUUUUAAAAAUAAAUUAAUUGGUGUUAGCAGUUUCAUUGUGGGUGCAUGCGGAUCGCGUUAUCCAGAUAUUUUCAGUAAUGUGGUUUAUUAUGCCUCUUGGAUUACAAACGAAUUGGUAUAAACAUAAUACCUAUUGACAUAUAUAAUACUAAUACAAUAAAUCAAAAAAUCAAUAUUUUAAUUAUCGAA